Mustela erminea (ermine) is the source of this 1656-nucleotide messenger RNA. RefSeq names its product tyrosine 3-monooxygenase/tryptophan 5-monooxygenase activation protein zeta (gene YWHAZ). Lineage: Eukaryota; Metazoa; Chordata; Mammalia; Carnivora; Mustelidae. The transcript is spliced from 6 exons. Gene Ontology annotation, biological process: signal transduction. Bases 127 to 864 code for a protein of 245 amino acids. Gene Ontology annotation, cellular component: cytoplasm. The record is from RefSeq and is a predicted model, not a curated record.
CGGAGCCGCUGUAGCCUGUGAGCAGCGAGAUCUACGGACAGAGUCUCAGCCUCGCCGCUGCCGCCCGGAGACUGCUGAGCCCCCGUCCGUCCGCCGCCACCCACUCGGGACACAGAACAUCCAGUCAUGGAUAAAAAUGAGCUGGUGCAGAAGGCCAAACUGGCCGAGCAGGCUGAGCGAUAUGAUGACAUGGCAGCCUGCAUGAAGUCUGUAACUGAGCAAGGAGCUGAAUUAUCCAAUGAGGAGAGGAAUCUUCUCUCAGUUGCUUAUAAAAAUGUUGUAGGAGCCCGUAGGUCAUCUUGGAGGGUCGUCUCGAGUAUUGAGCAAAAGACGGAAGGUGCUGAGAAAAAACAGCAGAUGGCUCGAGAAUACAGAGAGAAAAUCGAGACCGAGCUAAGAGAUAUCUGCAAUGAUGUACUGUCUCUUUUGGAAAAGUUUUUGAUCCCCAAUGCUUCACAAGCAGAGAGCAAAGUCUUCUAUUUGAAAAUGAAAGGAGACUACUACCGUUACUUGGCAGAGGUUGCUGCUGGUGAUGACAAGAAAGGGAUUGUAGAUCAGUCACAACAAGCAUACCAAGAAGCUUUUGAAAUCAGCAAAAAGGAAAUGCAACCAACACAUCCUAUCAGAUUGGGUCUGGCCCUUAACUUCUCUGUGUUCUAUUACGAAAUUCUGAACUCCCCGGAGAAAGCUUGCUCUCUUGCAAAGACAGCUUUUGAUGAAGCCAUUGCUGAACUUGAUACAUUAAGUGAAGAGUCAUACAAAGACAGCACGCUAAUAAUGCAAUUACUGAGAGACAACUUGACAUUGUGGACAUCGGACACCCAAGGAGACGAAGCUGAAGCAGGAGAAGGAGGGGAAAAUUAACCGGCCUUCCAACUUUUUGUCUGCCUCAUUCUAAAUUUACACAGUAGACCAUUUGUCAUCCAUGCUGUCCCACAAAUAGUUUUUUGUUUACGAUUUAUGACAGGUUUAUGUUACUUCUAUUUGAAUUUCUAUAUUUCCCAUGUGGUUUUUAUGUUGAAUAUUAGGGGAGUAGAGCCAGUUAACAUUUAGGGAAUUAUCUGUUUUCAUCUUGAGGUGGCCAAUAUGGGGAUGUGGAAUUUUUAUACUAGUUAUAAAUGUUUGGCAUAGUACUUUUGGUACAUUGUGGCUUCACAAGGGCCAGUGUUAAAACUGCUUCCAUGUCUAAGCAAAGAAAACUGCCUACAUAUUGGUUUGUCCUGGUAGGGAAUAAAAGGGAUACUUGGUUCCAGAUACAGGUGUAGUUUUUGUGGGUACUUUAAGGUUUGGAGCACUUAUGAGGCUGUAGUAGAAAUGGGUAUUCUGUAGAUACCGUGUAUGGAACCAUGAGAAUCUGUGGAAUACUCAACUCUCAGUGUGCACACCUUUGAUUACAGUUGCAGAAGUGUUCCUUUAGUUGUGACCCAAUUUACUCUGGAUAAGGGCAGAAACGGUUCACAUUCCAUUAUUUGUAAAGUUACCUGCUGUUUGCUUUCAUUAUUUUUGCUACACUCCUUUUAUUUGUAUUUAAAUGUUUUAGGCAACCUAAGAACAAAUGUACAAGUAAAGAUGCAGUAAAAAUGAAUUGCUUGAUAUCCAUUACUUUAUGUGUAUCAAGCACAGCAGCAAAAUAAAAAUCCCAUGUAUUUAACUUUU